Messenger RNA from Prionailurus viverrinus (fishing cat), 2040 nucleotides. It is a transcript of the gene PPP1R15A, whose product is annotated as protein phosphatase 1 regulatory subunit 15A. Gene Ontology annotation, molecular function: protein phosphatase regulator activity. The transcript is spliced from 3 exons. Gene Ontology annotation, biological process: response to endoplasmic reticulum stress. The coding region runs from base 235 to 1959 and encodes 574 amino acids. Lineage: Eukaryota; Metazoa; Chordata; Mammalia; Carnivora; Felidae. Gene Ontology annotation, cellular component: endoplasmic reticulum; protein phosphatase type 1 complex. The record is from RefSeq and is a predicted model, not a curated record.
CAGUUCUCAGAAGCUUAGCUGUGGAUCACGCUCAUGUAUAUGCCGGACGCCAGAUCCCCUUUGCAGCGACAGCGAUUGCAGUAGCCGGUGACAACGUGAGUCCCAGAGCCCGACACCGGAGGGCGAGAUGAACGCGCUGGCUUCCCGAGCCAUCCAGAUCCGCGAUCGCUUGUGGCAGCCCGAGCCGGCCCUCCUGCCCCCAGGGUGACGCGCAGCCCGGAGUCGCACAGACCGAUGGCCCCAGGCCAAGCGCCCCAUCAGUCUGCCCCCUGGAGGGGUACCCACCCCUUUUUCCUCCUGUCCCCGCUGAUGGGCCUUCUCAGCAGGGCCUGGAGCCACCUGAGGGGCCCAGGACCUCCAGAACCCUGGCUGUUGGAACCAGUAGCCAGAGCCGAUCAUGGAGAAGCUGGUCUGGAGGGAGCAGCUCAGACUUUUGUGGGCAUCCACUGUGCCCCGGAGGGCAGGCACUUUCAAGGGGAGACUGGAGACGGUGAAGCAGUUGAGGACGAUGGAGACGCAUUCCGGGGGGCCUGCCACGAUCUAAAAGCCAGUACUCUCCUUGAAGCCUGGGGACUUUCAGAUGCUGAUGAUGAAGAGGAUCAAACAACCAGUGUCCCUCAAGAGCAAGCAAGUGACUUUGUAGGUGGCCAGCCUGCUCCCCUCUCCCCUACCCUUCCAGUAAGAGCCCUGCAGGACCCUCCCGGAGAGGAGAAGUCUGAGGAAGGAGGAGCUGCUGGAACUGAAAUGGUCACGUUUUUCUCUCUUCCUCCAUCACCCUGGGAGUGUUGUCCAGGGGAGGAGGGAGAGGAAGGAGGAGCUAUAAAGAAAGAAGCUGCCAGAGCACCUGCUUUUCCUUUGUCUCCAGGAUCCACGCCUAAAGCUCGGGGGUAUCGUGCCGGGGAGGAAGAGGGUCAAGCGACAGAGGAAAGAAGAACAGAAAAUAAAGAAGCCACAAAGAGCUCCAUUUUCCCCUCAUCUUCAGGCUUUCACGCUAGGGCCUGGGAGCGUGGUUCAGGAGAGGAGUCUGAGGAGGAGGAAGAUGAAUCCAGUGACUCGGGAGCAGCUGAGGAAGAGGGAGAAACUGGGGGUCCCUCUUCCAUCCCAUCCACAAAUCCUUUCAUCAGGGGUUGGGUGUAUCGGCCAGGAGAGGACACGGAGGACGAGGAGGAGGAGGAGGAUGAAUUCAGUGACUCAGGAGCAGCUGAGGAGGAGGGAGAAGCUGAGGCUUCUUCUUCUGUCCCCCCAACAGGUACCUUCUUAAGGGCCUGGGUUUAUCGGCCAGGAGAGGACACAGAAGAGGAAGAUGAGAAUGAGGACGAUGAUGACUCAGAAGCCACUGACUCGGCGCUAAGUCCCUCCCUUCAGGCUCAGAGCGCCCUCCUCGGGGGCUGGAUGUAUCGGCCGGGAGAGGACACAGAAGGAAGGGAAGUUGCUAAGCAGCAGGGAGAAGCUGAGCCCCGCCCCUUCCGAGUGGCCAUCUAUUUACCUGGAGAAAGGCCACCACCUCCCUGGGCUCCCCCUCGGCUACCCGUCCGACUGCAGAGGCGACUUAAGUCCACGGAAACCCCCACCCGGCAUCCUGACCCUGAGCCUCCCGUAAAGGCCAGAAAGGUGCGCUUCUCUGAGAAGGUCUCUGUCCAUCUCCUGGCUGUCUGGGCAGGACCAGCCCGGGCCGCCCGCCGGGGACCCUGGGAGCAGCUAGCCCGAGAUCGAAGUCGCUUCGCCCGUCGCAUUGCUCAGGCCCAGGAGCAGCUGGGCCCCUGUCUCACUCCUGCUGCCCGGGCCAGGGCCUGGGCACGCUUUGGGAACCCUACGCCUCCUCUGGCCGCCACACCUGCUCCUACCCAGAUCUUACCAUUGUCCUCCAUCCAGGCCACAGCCUUGAGCCCUGUUACGGCAUCUCCCUUUGCCCCUCUGUCCCUGUCUCCCGGCUUGGACCUCAGUGGGAGGCGUGGCUAAGAUCAUGUAGUUUCAUGUUUAUAUUAUUUAUUUUUUGUAUAUUGUUUUAUAUAAGAAAUAAAACUUUGUGAUUUGUAGCAA